ACCAUUGGCCUGCAGACAGCCCGACCCCCGGCGACCACAGCCCGACCCCGGCGACCACAGCCCGACCCCCGGCGACCACAGCCCGAACCCCGGAGACCACAGCCCGAACCCCGGAGACCACAGCCCGACCCCCGGCGACCACAGCCCGACCCCCGGCGACCACAGCCCGACCCCUGGGGAACCGGACCAGCUUCUAGCUGCUCUGAAACCGCCCACACCGAGGAGGACGAGCCGCAGGACAACCAGGCGGAUCCCAUCGGUGUGUGUGCCAUGGUGGAGGUGGUGGCUGUGAGUGGUAUUCAGGUGAAGAGCCAGCAGGUAGGUGAGGCAGAACUGACCGUAGCCCAGCGGAGAGAGGAGCUGCUGGGACAAUACCGGACCAAGCCCCUGGUGUUCCUGGAGCGAUACCAGGCCCACCUGAAGCCACAGCACCUGUCAGUAUUCUGCCAUCUGACCUCUGACCCCCGGGCGCAGUACUACUGCCGGGAGGUGAGGCGGAGAGCAGCGGGACGGACCAACAGGACCCGGGUACGCAACCAACGCUACGCUGCCCUCAGGGAGCUGCAGAGGGGGGGCCAGUACUUCAGUGAGGACCAGAUGAGAAGCAGGGAGCCCCUACUGUAUGAGCAAUACAUCGGCCAAUACCUGACUGAGGAGGAGCUGCUACAUCGCUCCCUCGAGGCCAUGCAGGGAGGAGCAGGGGAGGAGCGGGGGCCGGGGGGAGCAGAGGGGGGGCUGGCCCACCUCCUCCUCACCUCCUACCAGGAGAGACUGAUCCAGAACCGGCUGCAGGAGGAGCAGGACAGGGAGGAGAACGCACUGGAGGGGGAGGAGGUGAAGUGGACGGGAACCCCGACUACGACAACCUGGACAUCGUCAACAGAGAUGCAGAGGAGAAGUACUUCGAUGAGGAUGAAGAGGAGGAGGAGGAAGAGGAGGAGGACAUGACUAUAGAUGUGUCCUGAUAGCAGCUGUCAUUGGACUGUAAUAUAAUAACGUCUGUAAUAACUAUACUAUUUAAUGUUUCUACUCUGUUUAUUCUCCUCACAUUCAUUUAAUAUUCAGUUUGCAUGGAUAGCAAUAAAUCAUGUGUGUUUACGCA
Oncorhynchus nerka (sockeye salmon) is the source of this 1102-nucleotide messenger RNA. It is a transcript of the gene ccdc97, whose product is annotated as coiled-coil domain containing 97. The record is from RefSeq and is a predicted model, not a curated record. The transcript has 5 exons. The annotation marks the transcript as partial. Lineage: Eukaryota; Metazoa; Chordata; Actinopteri; Salmoniformes; Salmonidae.